UUUAUAUAUCUUCCCCUUUAAAACUCACUGCAACACUAGUACUCAAGUCAUCACCAGCUAAUUAACAACAUGAUUCUUUCUCUCUUUCUUUUUUUCAUUUUAGGGCUUCUUUGCUUUACCCUAAAAUAUCAUCUCAAAUUCAGAAAAUUGACUCCCAUCUAUGGCCCUUCCUCUUACCCAAUCCUUGGAUGCCUUAUUUCCUUCUACAAAAAUCGACAUCGACUAUUGGAUUGGUACACUCAACUUUUAACGGAGUCCCCUACACAAACCAUUCUUGUUCAGCGCUUCGGCGCUCCUCGGACUAUAAUCACAGCAAAUCCGGAUAACGUGGAGUACAUUCUCAAAACAAAUUUCAUAAAUUAUCCAAAGGGGAAGCCCUUUACGGAUAUUCUAGGCGAUUUUCUUGGGCGUGGGAUAUUCAACGUGGACGGGGAACUGUGGAACGCGCAGCGAAAAUUGGCUAGCCACGAGUUCAGCACAAAUUCGUUGAGGGAAUUUACUGUCAAAACUCUCGAAGAAGUAGCCGAAAACAGGCUCAUUCCAUUGCUUCACCAGGCUGCUAAAUCAGGCAAAGUGUUGGAUUUGCAAGACGUGCUUAGGCGUUUCGCCUUCGACACUAUUUGCAAGGUGUCCCUCGGCACUGACCCGCAUUGUUUGGAUGAUCUCUCGCACGUGCCAGUUCUAGUAGAUUCGUUCGACACCGCUUCUCGAGCGUGUGCCAUGAGAGGGAUGGCGCCUGUCUAUGCGAUUUGGAAAAGCAAAAGAGCUCUCAAUUUAGGAUCGGAAAAGAAGCUGAAGGAAAACGUGAAACGAGUUCACUGUUGUAUCGACGAGAUCAUAGGGGAAAAGAAACAAAAGAUGGUUACUGAAAAUAUUGGAGAUCACAUGAAAAACAUGGAUCUUCUGUCUAGAUUAUUAAUUGCUGGACAAGAAGAUGAAGUGGUGAGAGAUAUGGUCAUAAGCUUCCUCAUGGCGGGAAGAGAUACGACUUCUUCCGCAUUGACGUGGCUUUUUUGGCUCACUACCAAUCACCCCAACGUAAAAAAUGAAAUGAUCGAUGAAAUAACGUCGAUCAACAAUGGCGAUAGGCCGCUUGAAUUCGAUGAAUUAAAAGAGAUGAAGUAUUUAGCCGCGUGCUUGAAUGAAUCAAUGAGGCUUUAUCCGCCAGUGGUUUGGGACUCAAAGCACGCGGAUAAAGACGACGUAUUGCCAGACGGAACAAGGAUUCAAAAGGGCAAUAGAGUUACUUAUUUCCCCUACGGAAUGGGUCGGAUGGAGGAGAUUUGGGGAAAAGACCAACUUGAAUUUAAACCGGACCGUUGGAUCGAUGAAAAUGGAGGGUUGAAAAGUGUAAGUCCGUAUAAGUAUCCAGUGUUUCAAGCAGGUCCAAGGGUGUGUUUGGGGAAAGAAAUGGCAUUCACACAGAUGAAGUAUGUGUUGGCUUCGGUUCUAAGGCGGUUCGAGAUUAAACCGGUUAAUGUAGAUAACCCGGUUUUUCUGCCUCUUUUGACCGCACACAUGGUUGGUGGUUUCAAUGUGAGAAUCCAUCAACGAGUGUGAAUGAAAAAUAGUCUGACUUUACAUUUGGAUUUAAUGCUUGUUUAUAUGAAUGUAUAGGGCGACCUUGAAAGUAAUAAGGAAAUGAUCAAACUAAUUUCACGACUA
Molecule: messenger RNA, 1665 nt
Organism: Solanum dulcamara
Lineage: Eukaryota; Viridiplantae; Streptophyta; Magnoliopsida; Solanales; Solanaceae
Product: cytochrome P450 94B3-like
Exons: 1
Coding region: 70-1560 (496 amino acids)
Molecular function (GO): oxidoreductase activity, acting on paired donors, with incorporation or reduction of molecular oxygen; iron ion binding; monooxygenase activity
Source: RefSeq, a predicted model, not a curated record